Messenger RNA from Perkinsus marinus ATCC 50983, 951 nucleotides. RefSeq lists its product as hypothetical. The coding region runs from base 1 to 951 and encodes 316 amino acids. NCBI's taxonomy places the organism in Eukaryota, Perkinsozoa, Perkinsida, Perkinsidae. The transcript has 2 exons. The record is from RefSeq and is a predicted model, not a curated record.
AUGAUUCUGAUGCUACCACCCAGCACAGCUGCUGUGACCGAUGAGGUUGGUGCUACCACUGCAGCUCCUGUGACUGGCGAGGUGGCCAUUACCACGGCAGCUGGGGAAGCUCCCAGCAGAGACAAAGAUGAUUCUGAUGCUACCACCCAGGUCGCUACUGAAACGGCAACUGUCAUCGCCUCGACUACGAUCGAUGCUCCUGUUGAGCCUACUACUAUCACGUCCCCUCUAUCGGUCAGCACAGCUGCUGUGACCGAUGUGGUUGCUGUCACUACUGCAGCUCCUGUGACUGGCGAGGUGGCCAUCAGCACGGCAGCUGGGGAAGCUCCCGGUAGAGACAAGGAGGAUUCUGAUGCUACCACCCAGGUCGCUACGGAGGCUGGGACUGUCACGACUACGAUCGAUGCUCCUGUUGAGCCUACUACUAUCACGUCCCCUCUACCGGUCAGUACAUCCGCUGUGACCGAUGAGGUUGCUGUCACUACUGCAGCUUCUGUGACUGGCGAGGUAACCAUUUCCACCGCAGCUGGGGAAGCUCCCGGUAGAGACAAGGAUGAUUCUGAUGCUACCACCCAGGUCGCUACGGAGGCUGCGACUGUCACGACUACGAUCGGUGCUCCUGUUGAGCCUACUACUAAAACGUCCCCUCUGCCGGUCAGCACAGCUGCUGUGACCGAUGAGGUUGAUGUCACUACUGCAGCUUCUGUGACUGGCGAAGUGACCAUCACCACGGCAGCUUGGGAAGCUCCCGGUAGAGACAAGGAUGAUUCUGAUGCUACCACCCAGGUCGCUACGGAGGCUGCGACUGUCACGACUACGAUCGAUGCUCCUGUUGAGCCUACUACUAUCACGUCCCCUCUAUCGGUCAGCACAGCUGCUGUGACCGAUGAGGUCGCUGCUACUACUGUGGAGACGACCGAUUCCGAGACUACUCUCAGUCCGAUUGUGUAG